This is a messenger RNA of Exophiala spinifera, 3411 nucleotides long. RefSeq lists its product as uncharacterized. NCBI's taxonomy places the organism in Eukaryota, Fungi, Ascomycota, Eurotiomycetes, Chaetothyriales, Herpotrichiellaceae. The coding region runs from base 1 to 3411 and encodes 1136 amino acids. The transcript has a single exon. The record is from RefSeq and is a predicted model, not a curated record. Gene Ontology annotation, molecular function: RNA binding.
AUGGCACCAACCAUGCGCCCUGAAGGUCAGCUCAACAUAAAUCUCUCUGGGUUGAAUCCCGUCUCUGAACCUACCUCGAUCCCUACUACCAAGUCUCCAUUUGGCAGUGCCAAACCCUCACCUGCGCUGGCCGGCUUGUCGAGUGCAAGAGUUGGAGCUGGCUCUCCUCUACAUGAACAAGCCUCGAGGCUCUUUCCCAAACGUACCCGAGAAUUGCAGUCGCAAACUGGUCUCUCCCCCAAUAUCUGGGGACCGCCAACCAGUGGCACCUCAACUCCUCUUUUCGAGAUCCCAGAGUCUCCUUCUCAAGACGGGUUUCCCGAUUUAGUUCCUCUCACCGAGACUGGCAUCAACAGCCCAGCUAGAAGAGGCCGAGCUGGUACGUUGCCCUCAAGGAUCUCGCCAGUCGGAACUAUCAACGGAGUUAAUGUCCUCACGUCCAAAACGUCUCGACCAACGCCCUCUACAAGUCCAUUUCGGCCCGGCUCGACGUCGGCGGCGGAGACCGCCUUUUACUCAACGUCGACCAACUCAUUAAACUCCGGGAAUGCCGCUCUCUUAUCUAGGCUGCGCGCUGGUAGCAUGCCACAGAGAACAAGCCUCCUUGGCUCAUCUGGGGCAUUUGGCCAGAAUGCCUUUAGCAGCGGCUGGGGAAGCAGAUCCCGGGCUGCUACUUUGACCAGCAUCAGCUCGGCGGAUGAUCCGACUUCGCCUCAGCAGCCAGGCUUCUCCAAGGAUGGCAUGUCAGACUCUGGCGUACGUACUCUUGACUACUUGGGGCUGGUGGAAACGCCACAACAGUCAAGAUUGAUGGAAUUGCGGCAAGGCAACGAUGAAGCUUCCCAUGCUCACGAAUCCGGACUGUCGGAAGGUCUGACCAAUUCAAAUAUGCGUAACUCUAGUCGGUUCAGGUCAUUUUCUGUCAACACAGAACCCAAGUUCGGCCUGGAAAACCAAGACCCCGGUUACUCGAUGUUCCAGAGUGGCACGUUGACGCCAUCAGCUGCUGCAGCGCUGGAAGCGGAGUAUGAACGUGUUCAAGAAAAGGUGCGCCUGCACAACCAAGCUGUGCAGGCCUUUGCUGUCAAUGCAAGCGCUGCACGACCACGAGCACGUACCGCUGGGCUUGUGGAAACUCCCCAACGCACAUCUCUUCGAAAUUUGGUCCAAACAAACCUGGACCUCGGCUUUGAUAUGCAGGGUAACAACCUUGAUGAAUCAUCCCUUGCUGAAGCUCUCCAGAACCUGAACAUGAGUGAGGGCGCUCCUCCAGCAUUCGAUGGCAUGGAAGACUCCGACGUCCAGCUCUCACGGUCUUUAUGGAUAGGAUCUAUCCCUAACUCCACCACCAUGUCUUCUUUGGACGCCAUAUUCAGCCGAUACGGUCCUAUAGAGUCGACAAGAGUGCUCACGCAUAAAAACUGUGGAUUCGUUAAUUUCGAGACAGUCGAGCAUGCUGUGAGGGCGCGUCAGCUCCUCAAUGGGAAGGAAAUUUUCCCAGGUGCAGGACCUGUGCGGAUUGGCUUUGCCAAAGCCCCAACCUCUGUCUCUCUGACCCCUGUUCAAAACCCAACGCCCCCACCUGGUGCCAAUGGUCAGCAGGAUCCGUUCACAACCUCACAUACCACAGAUGGGAACGGAGGCAGUGCUGAAUCUGCGAACGCUCAGCAAGCAGUUACCCCAACCUCGUUCCAACGCCUACUUGACUUGCAACCUGAGAUCCUACAGAUCGUAGUUGACUUUGGUGGACAACAAAGCGAUCUGCCCGCGAUCUCAGCAAAUAUUGACAAUGCCAUCCAAUUUCAGUCGCUGGAGAAAGAGAUACCACCGAUUCCGGAGCCAAGCGCUGGCAGGAUGUACGAUGCCCCCAGGUUACGAGACAUCCGAAAGCGCAUCGACAACGGAGCCUGUGGAUUGCAAGAGAUUGAGCAGACUGCCAUUGACAUGUUACCAGAAAUCGCCGAACUUUCUUCAGAUUAUCUUGGGAACACUGUGGUUCAGAAAUUGUUCGAGUACUGUUCUGAGCAGACUAAAGAACAGAUGUUAGCGUGCAUUGCUCCUCAUCUUGCCGAAAUCGGCGUGCAUAAGAACGGUACCUGGGCUGCUCAGAAGAUCAUUGAAGUCUGCAAGACCGAUGCCCAGACUCGAAUGAUUGUCAACGCUCUACGUCCAUACACCGUGCCAUUAUUCCUAGACCAAUACGGAAAUUAUGUCCUCCAAUGCUGUCUCCGAUUUGGUCCACCAUACAACGAUUUCAUAUUCGAAACCAUGCUCAGCCAGCUUUGGGAGAUUGCUCAAGGUCGAUUCGGUGCCAGGGCUAUGCGAGCUUGCCUUGAAGCUCAUCAUGCCACCAAAAGCCAGCAGCGCUUGAUGGCUGCAGCGAUUGCUUUGCAUAGCGUGCAGCUUGCUCAAAAUGCCAAUGGUGCGUUGUUACUGACCUGGCUGCUCGACACUUGCACUUUUCCUCGUCGACGAUCUGUGCUGGCGCCGCGUCUCGUCCCACACUUGGUACAACUAUGCACUCACAAGGUUGCUUACUUGACGGUGCUCAAGGUGAUAAAUCAACGUAACGAACCGGAAGCUAGAGAUAUGGUAUUGAAAGCUCUUUUCUUCAGCUCUGAGGACACGGUCUUGGAGCAGAUUCUGUGCGAUCAAACCUCCGGCGUGACUUUAAUCUUCAAAAUUUUGACCACCCCUUUCUUGGACGAGACUAUGAGGCCUGAAGUCAUACAAAAUGUCUCAAGGGUCCUGACGAAGAUCAAGGCCCAGGCCAACCAGGGUUACAAACGAAUCAUGGAUGAAGUUGGCUUAUCCUCCCGGCCAAGUCAGCCUCACGCACAGCAACAGCCAUCCCAUGGCUCCCAGAACUUCAACGAGAGAGGCCGACAGCCACAUCAAUCAUUGAACGGAAUGCAGCAGCAAGGCUUUCAACGCCAAUUCAGUGGCAGCUUUGUGAACGGCAAUUCUUUCGAGAACAAUAUGAGUCCAAUUCGCACUGGUUCGGCGGAUUCCUUCGGGUUUUCCGCGUACAAUAUGAAUAACUUCCCACCGCAACAACCGUUCUCCCAAGUACCCUAUCAACAAGUAUAUCAGCCACAAUAUCACAAUUAUGGCGCACAACGAUCGAACAGUGCAUACAUGCCAAACGGGUAUACCGGCUAUGCAACGCCACCAUCAACGGUUGAUCCCUUCCACGCCAUUCCGAAUGCUUCAACUUCGCCCCUUUCAUUUCCUGUAAGUCCCGUCAUCGGGUCGACGGGAUAUGGACCGCAAAACUACACGCAGACAAUACCAAACAACAUGUACAAUUAUCCACAGCAGCAGUCCUUUUUCUCACCACCCAUGCAGACCGUUCAUUCCGGUGGCCGGGGUCGGAGAGUAAGUCAUUCCCGUCAGCCAUGCAUUCUGUGA